Hordeum vulgare subsp. vulgare (domesticated barley) is the source of this 746-nucleotide messenger RNA. RefSeq names its product histone H2B.3-like. Lineage: Eukaryota; Viridiplantae; Streptophyta; Magnoliopsida; Poales; Poaceae. The coding region runs from base 16 to 594 and encodes 192 amino acids. The record is from RefSeq and is a predicted model, not a curated record. The transcript has a single exon. Gene Ontology annotation, molecular function: structural constituent of chromatin; protein heterodimerization activity; DNA binding. Gene Ontology annotation, cellular component: nucleosome. Gene Ontology annotation, biological process: nucleosome assembly.
CCACGGAUCCGUGGCAUGUACCCCUCCAUCAGUCAGAGUCCGCUCUCCCCUGCUAUAAACUCGCCGCGCAGCCGCCGCCGAAUGCUCGCCAUUCACCAGUCCUCCCACCUUCCCAGCGAAACACCCACAGCACCACACCUCUCCCCGGCGAAGGAGCAGCAGCAACCAGCGGCAUCGAUGGCCCCCAAGGCGGAGAAGAAGCCGGUGGCGGAGAAGGCCGAGAAGAGCACGGCGGGGAAGAAGACCAAGGCCGAGAAGCGGCCGCCGGCGUCCAAGGAGGGCGGCGAGAAGAAGGGCAAGAAGAAGUCCAAGAAGAGCGUUGAGACGUACAAGAUCUACAUCUUCAAGGUGCUGAAGCAGGUGCACCCCGACAUCGGCAUCUCCUCCAAGGCCAUGUCCAUCAUGAACUCCUUCAUCAACGACAUCUUUGAGAAGCUCGCCGGCGAGUCCGCCAAGCUCGCGCGCUACAACAAGAAGCCCACCAUCACGUCCCGGGAGAUCCAGACCUCCGUCCGCCUCGUCCUUCCCGGCGAGCUCGCCAAGCACGCCGUCAGCGAGGGAACCAAGGCCGUCACCAAGUUCACCUCCGCUUAGAUAGGCUGUUCAUGCCGCUUCUUUGAAUCUGUUGAUUUCUGUUGGCUGUUUGAUGAAUCCAUUGUACGCCGUAGUUAGGUGUUGGGAUGUAAGUUGUGAACAUACCGAUUGUUUCAGUAUCCUGAAGAAAUAGAAAUGGUGUCGCUUUGGUA